AUGUACCGCCCACUGUUCACCUCAAACACUUGUGCCUUCUUCCCCCCGCCCCACCAAUCCCACCCUGUAUUGUGGUGGUGGUGGUGGUGGUGGUGGUGGUGGUGGGGUGGUGGUGGUGGUGGUGGUGGUGGUGGUGGUGGUGGUGGUGUGGUGGUGGUGGUGGUGGUGGUGGUGGUGGUGGUGGUGGUGGUGGUGGUGGUGGUGGUGGUGGUGGUGGUGGUGGUGGUGUGGUGGUGGUGGUGGUGGUGGUGGUGGUGGUGGUGGUGGUGGUGGUGGUGGUGUGGUGGUGGUGGUGGUGGUGGUGGUGGUGGUGGUGGUGGUGGUGGUGGUGGUGGUGGUGGUGGUGGUGGUGGUGGUGGUGGUGGUGGUGGUGGUGGUGGUGGUGGUGGUGGUGGUGGUGGUGGUGGUGGUGGUGGUGGUGGUGGUGGUGGUGGUGGUGGUGGUGGUGGUGGUGGUGGUGGUGGUGGUGGUGGUGGUGGUGGUGGUGGUGGUGGUGGUGGUGGUGGUGGUGGUGGUGGUGGUGGUGGUGGUGGUGGUGGUGGUGGUGGUGGUGGUGGUGGUGGUGGUGGUGGUGGUGGUGGUGUGGUGGUGGUGGUGGUGGUGGUGGUGGUGGUGGUGGUGGUGGUGGUGGUGGUGGUGGUGGUGGUGGUGGUGGUGGUGGUGGUGGUGGUGGUGGUGGUGGUGGUGGUGGUGGUGGUGGUGGUGGUGGUGGUGGUGGUGGUGGUGGUGGUGGUGGUGGUGGUGGUGGUGGUGGUGGUGUGGUGGUGGUGGUGGUGGUGGUGGUGGUGGUGGUGGUGGUGGUGGUGGUGGUGGUGGUGGUGGUGGUGGUGGUGGUGGUGGUGGUGGUGGUGGUGGUGUGGUGGUGGUGGUGGUGGUGGUGGUGGUGGUGGUGGUGUGGUGGUGGUGGUGGUGGUGGUGGUGGUGGUGGUGGUGGUGGUGGUGGUGGUGGUGGUGGUGGUGGUGGUGGUGGUGGUGGUGGUGGUGGUGGUGGUGGUGGUGGUGGUGGUGGUGGUGGUGGUGGUGGUGGUGGUGGUGGUGGUGGUGGUGGUGGUGGUGGUGGUGGUGGUGGUGGUGGUGGUGGUGGUGGUGGUGGUGGUGGUGGUGGUGGUGGUGGUGGUGGUGGUGGUGGUGGUGGUGGUGGUGGUGGUGGUGGUGGUGGUGGUGGUGGUGGUGGUGGUGGUGGUGGUGGUGUGGUGGUGGUGGUGGUGGUGGUGGUGGUGGUGGUGGUGGUGGUGGUGGUGGUGGUGGUGUGGUGGUGGUGGUGGUGGUGGUGGUGGUGGUGGUGGUGGUGGUGGUGGUGGUGGUGGUGGUGGUGGUGGUGGUGGUGGUGGUGGUGGUGGUGGUGGUGGUGGUGGUGGUGGUGGUGGUGGUGGUGGUGGUGGUGGUGGUGGUGGUGGUGGUGGUGGUGGUGGUGGUGGUGGUGGUGGUGGUGGUGGUGGUGGUGGUGGUGGUGGUGGUGGUGGUGGUGGUGGUGGUGGUGGUGGUGGUGGUGGUGGUGGUGGUGGUGGUGGUGGUGGUGGUGGUGGUGGUGGUGGUGGUGGUGGUGGUGGUGGUGGUGGUGGUGGUGGUGGUGGUGGUGGUGGUGGUGGUGGUGGUGGUGGUGGUGGUGGUGGUGGUGGUGGUUGUUAUUCCUUCCCAUUGCUCUGCCCCUCUCCCCAAACCGCUGUCCCUAAUGUCUCCCGUGGCAGCCCCCCAUGUCCCCCCUCCCUUAACCCCCCCCCACGCCUCUCCCCCCAUUCUUCCCCAUGCCUCUCCUGCCAUGCCUGCCAUGCUCGCCAUGCCUGA
Closterium sp. NIES-65 is the source of this 1785-nucleotide messenger RNA. Lineage: Eukaryota; Viridiplantae; Streptophyta; Zygnematophyceae; Desmidiales; Closteriaceae. The record is from the annotation of a GenBank genome assembly.